UUCUCUAAUCAAGAUCCGACUUAUUGUUACUGGAGCUAUUUAUUUGUCCUGUCGAAGCUAGUUGAAUUCGGCGAUACAUUUUUCAUUAUAUUACGAAAACAACCGUUAAUAUUUCUACAUUGGUACCACCACAUUGUAACUUUUCUUUACACCUUCUCUAAUCAAGAUCCGAUUUUUUGUUACUGGGGCUAUUUAUUUGCCCUGUCGAAGCUAGUUGAAUUCGGCGAUACAUUUUUCAUUAUAUUACGAAAACAACCGUUAAUAUUUCUACAUUGGUACCACCACACUGUAACUUUUCUUUACACGUGGCUCUCUUAUAUGGAAGAUGCUGGAUACGCUAAGUGGUUUGGUUUUAUGAACUGUUCUAUUCACAGUUGUAUGUACACUUACUACGCCUUCAAAGCAAUGGGAUAUCGUCCGCCAAGACGGUUAGCCAUGAUGAUCACUUCAAUUCAAUUAUCACAAAUGUUUGUGGGUAGUUUUCUAACUAUAACAACUUACUACUACGUUUACAUUGCCAAAGUUGAAUGUCUCGUUACGCCGUUCAACAUCACUGUUGCUACAAUCAUGUACGUUAGCUAUGCCAUUCUCUUCGCUAGAUUUUUUGCGCAGGCUUAUCUGUCUAAUAAAUCUGCAAAGAACAUCAAAAACAAGAAUGGCAACAGAAAACUGAAAGUUACCUAAAACACGUACAGUUUUACAUUUUCUUUUUUUCGUUUUUUCGUUCAUAAUACAUUUUUCCAGAAUCUAUUGAAGUUUUGUUAGGUAAUUUUUGAUUAUACGAUUAAGUUUAAUCUAUUAUUCAACUUGACUGUACAUAAAAUGUUUUUGGGAACAAAAUAUCGUAUAUACAUAAAAAUUUGUCUUUUUAUAUAGGAAAUAGGAAUUAUUGUAUAUAUAUGUAAAUUUGUCUUUUUAUAUAGGAAAUAGGAAUUAUUGUAUAUAUAAAUAAAUUUAUAAGUAAAUUUGUAUUUUUAUAUAGGAAAUAGGAAUUAUCUAC
Messenger RNA from Heterotrigona itama, 1000 nucleotides. NCBI's taxonomy places the organism in Eukaryota, Metazoa, Arthropoda, Insecta, Hymenoptera, Apidae. The record is from the annotation of a GenBank genome assembly.